AUGGGCGCUCAAGAGACCAGGGAGGAUGCUAGCGGCUCUUCCAAGAAGCGGCAAAGGCCUGAGUCGGAAGUUGCUGCUGAGAGCGACGCUGCGGCAAGCUCUACUGCGCACGCUGAGAAGUUCGAUGAGCUGAACCUCUCUAGCCAGACGCUGAAGGCCAUCGGGAAGAUGGGGUUCACAAAGAUGACGCAAGUUCAGGCGAGAACAAUUCCGCCUCUAAUGGCAGGUAGGGACGUAUUGGGAGCGGCCAAGACAGGGUCCGGUAAGACGUUGGCUUUCUUGCUUCCUGCGAUUGAAAUGCUGCACUCGUUGAAGUUCAAACCAAGAAACGGGACAGGUGUGAUUGUCAUCACGCCGACGAGAGAACUGGCGCUCCAGAUUUUCGGUGUUGCCCGCGAGCUGAUGGAAUUCCACUCUCAGACAUUCGGCAUCGUGAUAGGCGGCGCCAACCGCAGGCAGGAGGCUGAGAAGCUCGCCAAGGGAGUCAAUCUAUUGAUUGCCACGCCCGGUAGGUUGCUGGACCACUUGCAGAACACCAAAGGGUUUGUGUUCAAAAACCUAAAAGCACUUGUCAUAGACGAGGCUGACCGGAUUCUUGAGAUUGGGUUCGAAGAUGAAAUGAAACAGAUAAUCAAGAUCCUGCCAAACGAGGACAGACAGUCGAUGUUAUUCUCCGCCACCCAGACCACCAAGGUGGAGGAUCUUGCGCGGAUCUCUUUGAGGCCCGGUCCACUGUUCAUCAACGUGGACUCUGAGAAAGAAACGUCAACCGCCGACGGUCUGGAACAGGGCUACGUCGUCUGCGAUAGUGACAAGCGCUUCCUGUUGCUCUUCACGUUUUUGAAGAAGUUCCAGAAUAAAAAGAUCAUUGUCUUCCUGUCAUCGUGCAACUCCGUCAAGUACUACGCGGAACUGCUCAACUACAUCGACCUACCCGUUCUAGAGCUCCACGGUAAGCAAAAGCAGCAGAAGAGAACGAACACGUUCUUCGAGUUCUGCAACGCCGAGCGCGGUAUCUUGGUGUGCACCGACGUGGCCGCAAGAGGCCUGGACAUCCCUGCCGUCGACUGGAUCAUUCAGUUCGAUCCCCCAGACGACCCUAGGGAUUAUAUCCAUAGAGUAGGCAGGACGGCCAGAGGCACCAAGGGCAAGGGAAAGUCGCUGAUGUUCCUGACGCCACACGAACUUGGCUUCCUGCGCUACCUCAAAGCAGCCAAAGUGCCUUUGAACGAGUACGAGUUCCCGGCAAACAAAAUUGCCAACGUCCAGUCGCAGCUCGAAAAACUCUUGAAGACCAACUAUGAGCUCAACAAAAUCGCCAAAGACGGCUACAGGUCCUACCUGCAGGCCUAUGCAUCCCACUCGCUCAAGACCGUCUACCAGAUAGACAAGCUCGACCUGGUCAAGGUUGCCAAGUCCUACGGCUUCCCCGUCCCGCCAAAGGUCAACAUCACCAUCGGCGCCAGCGGCAAGGCUCCCGCGGCCCACAAAAAGAGAAAGCUGGCCAGAGACUGA
Messenger RNA from Eremothecium gossypii ATCC 10895, 1515 nucleotides. It is a transcript of the gene HAS1, whose product is annotated as ATP-dependent RNA helicase HAS1. Gene Ontology annotation, molecular function: nucleic acid binding; RNA helicase activity; ATP binding. NCBI's taxonomy places the organism in Eukaryota, Fungi, Ascomycota, Saccharomycetes, Saccharomycetales, Saccharomycetaceae. The transcript has a single exon. Gene Ontology annotation, cellular component: nucleolus. The coding region runs from base 1 to 1515 and encodes 504 amino acids. The record is from RefSeq and is marked provisional. Gene Ontology annotation, biological process: maturation of LSU-rRNA from tricistronic rRNA transcript (SSU-rRNA, 5.8S rRNA, LSU-rRNA).